UGGACCAUUGCAUUGCAUUGAUCAUGAGCGAACGAAUCGAUUGACUCUACUACUCUAGUCUAUGCUUUGCUGGAGUGGAGAAUUCCGGCCGAGUGUGGCUUACAUUUGAACCAAAUUACGCCCAAUUUUUUGCUCUCGAGAAAGAUGGUGUGUGAGAAAUGUGAAAAAAAACUUGGAAAAGUUGUAACACCAGAUCCAUGGAAAAGGGGGGCAAGGAACACUACAGAGGGAGGAGGAAGGAAAGUAGGUGAGAACAAGCUCCUGACAGCCAAGAAGGCUCGCAUGAAUCCUUACACCAAAGACUUCAAGAAGUGCAGGAUUUGUAAACAGUCUGUUCAUCAGAUAGGAUCCCACUACUGUCAAGCAUGUGCCUACAAAGUUGGAAUCUGUGCAAUGUGUGGAAAGAAAAUAAUAGACACUAAGAACUACAAGCAAUCAUCUGUUUAGCCUCUGUGAAGCAUGUAUUGGUGAGUGUCUUAAUUUAGAACAUGGCUAAGCUGCAUCCAGCUACCAGUACACUUGUUCUCAGAGAGUCUUCUCUAUAUUUCCAACAACAACAGCAACAACGAUAACAAAAGCAACAAAAACAGCAACAACAGCAGGAGCAGGAGCAGGAGCAGCAGCAGCAACAGAGACAAAUGGAAGUCUGUUGUACUCCAGUGUCCCCAUGUACAUGUACAUGUAUAAACUCACCAACAAUGAACUGGUAUUAUUAACUUUUAUCAGGGGUGGUGGAGUGUCUUCCAAAGUUGGGGGUGGGGGGGGGGGGCACCAACAUCAAAUGGCACUUUCUAGAAUAUAGGGACACCUACAAAGGAAACCUCAAAGCAGAAAUAUGUACCACGUUUAGACAUUUUUUAUAUGUACAUGUAUAUAACCCUACAUUGUGAUUACAAUUUCAUGGAUGAUUUCAAUAUUUGUUUAUCUUUUUAUGGUUGGGUGUCAUGGGGGCAUUUA
Messenger RNA from Strongylocentrotus purpuratus (purple sea urchin), 957 nucleotides. It is a transcript of the gene cript, whose product is annotated as cysteine-rich PDZ-binding protein. The coding region runs from base 145 to 447 and encodes 100 amino acids. NCBI's taxonomy places the organism in Eukaryota, Metazoa, Echinodermata, Echinoidea, Camarodonta, Strongylocentrotidae. Gene Ontology annotation, cellular component: dendrite. Gene Ontology annotation, molecular function: PDZ domain binding; microtubule binding. Gene Ontology annotation, biological process: cytoplasmic microtubule organization. The record is from RefSeq and is a predicted model, not a curated record. The transcript has 4 exons.